AUGGCGGGAUUGGCAGAAAAGAUGCUCGAGUAUGUACUGGAGACAAGAGUUGAUGCGCAGGAGGACGGAGCUGAGCUGGACGUGUUUCUCGAGGAUCUCGUGCUUACACAUAUCAUUUAUUUACCCACCAAUACUCUCUGCAAUUACCUCAAACACUACUAUUCGAGAGCGGCUGAG
Molecule: messenger RNA, 177 nt
Organism: Ostertagia ostertagi
Lineage: Eukaryota; Metazoa; Nematoda; Chromadorea; Rhabditida; Trichostrongylidae
Source: the annotation of a GenBank genome assembly